Messenger RNA from Vitis vinifera (wine grape), 1332 nucleotides. RefSeq names its product protein CHROMOSOME TRANSMISSION FIDELITY 7. Gene Ontology annotation, molecular function: protein-lysine-acetyltransferase activity. The record is from RefSeq and is a predicted model, not a curated record. Gene Ontology annotation, cellular component: nucleus; chromatin. Gene Ontology annotation, biological process: mitotic sister chromatid cohesion. The transcript has 6 exons. NCBI's taxonomy places the organism in Eukaryota, Viridiplantae, Streptophyta, Magnoliopsida, Vitales, Vitaceae. The coding region runs from base 44 to 1165 and encodes 373 amino acids.
AUAAAAAGGAGGAAGGAACGAACCACGAAGCGACGUCGUUUUGAUGAUGCAAGCCAAGAUCAGCUCCUUCUUCAGGCCCUCUUCUGCACCUAAAUCACCUCCAAUUUUCGAUGAUGACGAUGAUGAGGACGAUGAAACAACACCGUUUUCUGCCACGGAGGAACCUCCCAUUUUCGGUGACGACAACGAAACGGCGUCGUUUUGGGAGAAGGAACCAAAGGUCGUCAUCACGUACAAGCGGAGAGCUCCGAACCCAGAUUGGGAAAAAAGCGAGACGGAUGGUGGUUUGAUUGCUGAAACUAUGAAGAAACCCAUUGUAGUGGAUUCAUCACUCCCAAGCAGAACCCUCGAUAAGAAGAGAAGCUAUGCUCAGUUCCAUUUAGAGUUAGGCCAGUCUGAUUUCCUUCUGCAUUCAUGCUCUACAUGUGGGCUUAAGUAUUCUCCUGGUGAUGAAGGGGAUGAGCAAGUUCACAAGGCAUUCCACAAGAAUUACAACCAUGGAAUUCAAUUCAAGGGUUGGCGCAAUGAGAGAAUCAUUAGUAUGCCUUCAGCUGGAGGGGGACGAAUCAUUUUGGUGUUGGAUGGCGACCCUCCUGCUCAGAAGAACAAGGUCCAUGAGGUUGUAAAGAUGAUGGAGAUUGAACUUGGAGGUGCAUGGAUUUUUCAUAAGAACCGUAAGGUGUAUCUAUUCAUUUCCUCCCAAAGGGUUGCUGGCUGUCUUGUUGCAGAACCAAUAAAGAAAGCCUACAAAAUUCUCUCGUCCUCAGCAGAUGAAAGAUCUAAUGAUACUAGUUCAAAGGAAACAAGACCGAAUUCAAACACACUUCAGUUUGGGACUGUAAGUUUUCAGAGGGAAGUCAUCAAAAGAGCCCCUUCUGUUAAUAGCUGUGAAGUAUUGGAUGGAAGACCCAAUGGACCUGUUGUUUGUGAAAAUGAAGCUGUACCUGCUAUCUGUGGAAUUAGAGCCAUAUGGGUUACUCCCUCCAACAGAAGAAAACAUAUUGCCAGCCAACUUCUGGAUGCUGUGAGGAAAAGUUUCUGCAUGGGGUUUGUCCUCAAGAGCUCUCAGCUGGCAUUCUCUCAACCAACAUCAGCAGGAAUGGCGUUGGCUUCCAAUUAUUUUGGUUCAGGAUCUUUCUUGGUGUACAAGACUAAUAAAUCAUAAAUCAUUCUGCUGAGUGGUAUGAAGAAACUUAGAUCUGUAGGUUGGGCUCCAUCAAUUUUGCCCAUGUUUUCUCAUUCUCAUUUUUAUUGGUCUCGCAUACAUGUUUGAUACGACUGUAAUGUCAAAUGUCAUAAAAGGUUUGAUCUUUUUUAUUGGCCGAUGAGAUA